Molecule: messenger RNA, 6954 nt
Organism: Besnoitia besnoiti
Lineage: Eukaryota; Apicomplexa; Conoidasida; Eucoccidiorida; Sarcocystidae
Product: putative dynein heavy chain
Exons: 17
Coding region: 1-6954 (2317 amino acids)
Biological process (GO): microtubule-based movement
Cellular component (GO): dynein complex
Molecular function (GO): dynein intermediate chain binding; minus-end-directed microtubule motor activity; dynein light intermediate chain binding
Source: RefSeq, a predicted model, not a curated record
AUGAAGCACGAGCCAUCUCUGAGCGACAAGGACCGGGAGUAUCUCCGCGACAACCUGUUCCUGUUCGCGCUGCUGUGGAGUUUGGGGGCGGCGCUGGACGAGUCGAGUCGGCCGCAGUUCGAUCUGUUUGUGCGUCGCUGGCUAUCGGGCGCCCCAGAUCUUCUCUCUGAGUUCCAUUUGCUCUCUUGCGCGGACUGCGUGUACCGGCCGCGGGCGUGGAAGCACGGGAUUCCGGAGGGGAGCUCGGUGUUUGACUUUUUCUUCGAUGCGAAGACGCUGCACUGGUCGCCGUUCGCGCUCUUGGUGCCGUCGGCGGUGCCAGCCGAGCGGCCGCAGGGGCACGCGCUGGUGGUGCCGACUCCGGAGACGGCGCGCACGAAGCUCUUUCUGGAAGUCUACGCGCGCAGCGGCGUGAACGCGCUGCUGGUGGGCGGCACGGGGACGGGGAAGACGGUGAGCAUCGCGGCGCAGCUGAGGGACGCGGCUUUCUCCCAGGGCCCUGGGGCCUUCACGUCGCUCGCGCUCUGCUUCUCGGCGAAGACCGCGGCGAACGAAGUGCAGGACGCCAUCGACGCCCGCCUGGAUCGGCGCCGCGCUGGGCACUUUGCGCCGUCGCUGGGGCGUCGCUGCGUCGUCUUCCUCGACGACUUAAACAUGCCGGCGAAGGUCUGCGGCGCGCAGCCGGUGAUUGAGCUCCUGCGCCAGUGGCACACGUCGGGCGGCUGGUUCGACCGAAAGACCUGGGCGUUUCGCCGCAUCGAGAAGAUCCAGUUCCUCGCCGCCAUGGGCGUCCCCGGUGGCAGUCGGCAGCAGCUCACGCCGAGGUACCUGCGGCACUUCAACUUGCUGUACCUGCCGCCGUUUCCGCGCGCCUCGCUGGUCGCGAUCUUCGACGCUGUGCUCGCCUCCAAGUACCGCAGUUUCCCGCAGGACAUCCAGACGCACGCGAAGAAGUUGGUCGAGGCCGCCGUGGACGUCUACCGCGACAUCUGCGAGGCGCUGCCGCCCACGCCCGCGCAGAGUCACUACACGUUCAACCUGCGCGACUUGGCGCGCGCAGUCGACGGCCUCGGCGUCUGCUCGCCCGCGUCUCUUCAAAACUGCGACGACUUGUUCCUCUGCUGGUUCCACGAGCUCCAGCGCGUCUUCUCUGACCGCCUCGUGUGCCAGGCAGACAAAGCCAAAGUCUUCCACAUCCUCACUCGGACCCUCGAGGCCACCUGCCGCCGGAGGUACGAGACCCUCCUGCCCUCUCAGCCUGCAGCUGGCGGCGCCGACGCCGGCUGGUGCUCCGCGGCGCCGCAUGCACCUCCGCCGCUGCUGUUCUGCGCGUUCGCCGAUCCUCAGCGCCCAGUAUACCGGCGCGUGAGUCUGGAGGAAGUCCGCGCAGUGGCUGAGCGCGCGGCCGCCGAGCACAACCUGCUGAACCCGAAGGCGCCGCUGAGCCUCGUCCUCUUCACGCAGGCGCUGAAGCACUUCACCCGCCUGCUGCGCAUCUUGACGCAUCCCCGCGGCAACGCCCUCCUCGUGGGGUUUGGCGGAUCGGGGAGAAAAACGCUCACGCGCCUCGCCUCCUUCCUCGCGGGGUUCGAGGCCGCAUCAGUCCAAGUGACCCGCGCAUACGGUCUUGCCGACUGGCGCGAAGACCUGAAAAACAUCCUCGUGAAAACCGGUGCCCAGGCGAAACACCUCACCUUCAUGCUCUCUGACGUGCAACUCGCCAACGAUGCUUUCCUCGAAGACGUCGCAAACUUGCUCAACACCGGAGAAGUUCCAAACAUCUUCUCCACGGAGGACAAAAUUGGCAUUUUCGAUCUGCUGAGUCACGGUUCUUCUUCUGCGUGCGCCUCGCCGGGAUUGACGUCGGGCGGGCGACCGGCUUCGGGGGAUCUGUUUGAAGUAUUUGUGGCAAACUGCCGCGAGAAGCUGCACAUUGUGCUUUCGUUUCCGCCGAUUGGAGAAACGCUUCGCCAUAAAAUUCGCCUCUUUCCAGCCCUGGUCAACUGCUGCGCAAUCAACUGGUUUUCGCCCUGGCGGGAGCCUGCGCUCGAGGCCGUCGCUCGUGAGGAGCUGCGCGGCCUCCGUCUCGGCAGCCUGCUCGCUCCCACGCAAGAAGAAGGCGAGCCGAGCGAUGCAAGCGCAGACACCCACGACGCGCGGAGACGAGGGGGAGACGCCGCGCCAGAGAAAAAGCCGUCCCCCCCAGGCAGCACCGAGGCCAAGCGGCCGAACCUCAGAAUUGAAGCUCGCGCUUCGCAUCCUCGAAGCUCGCAGCUGGGAGAAAGCGAGGAAACAUCCAAGGGCGACGAAGAGACAGCCUGUGGACAGAAGGAUGCGGCUCAGGGAGGCGAAGAGGCGUUGAGGCGCCUGGGCGGCGGGCUGGUGGAUCCCGCCGACAGCGCCUCUCAGUUGUGUUCUGUUUUUUCCUCGAUGCAGCUGGACGUCGCGGAGCUGGUCGAGGCGUACCAGCGCGACUUGAAGCGGUUUUUCUACAUCACGCCGCGUUCUUACUUGGAGUUCCUCAGACUCUUUGCGCACUUGAGUGUGGCUAAGCGAGACGAGCUGAAUCGCGCGUCCCAGCAGUACCGCGUCGGCCUGGAGAAGAUCCACGCAGCGUCUGAGCAAGUCGAAAGAAUCCGCACCGAACUCGAGGCGCUGCAGCCGCAGCUGGUCACUGCGUCUCAAGAGACCUCCGACCUCAUGGCGAGCAUCUCCAAAAUGCAAGAAAGCGCCGCACUGACGAGAGCGACAGUUGAAGUCGAGGAGGCGCAGUGCAAGGCGCAGGCGGACGCCGCGGCAGCGGUGAAGGAGCAGUGCCAGGCGGAGCUGGACAAGGCGAUGCCUGCGUUGGUGUCGGCGAUCGAGGCGUUGAAGAAGCUCUCCAAGUCCGACAUCACGGAGUUGAAUUCGAUGAAGAGUCCGCCGGCGGGCGUGGUGAAGGUGAUGGAGGCGUUGUGCAAGAUGUUUCGAAUCAAGCCGGCGAAGGCGAGCGCGGGCGCCUCGCGUAAGGACUUUUGGAGCGCCUCGAAGAAGUACCUUCUUAGCGACACCAAGUUCCUCCAGCGCCUCUUUGCAUACGAUCGAGACCACAUCCCCGCGGCGGUCAUGGCGGAGCUGCUGCCCUACCAAAUCGACCCAGACUUCGACCCCGAAGUGAUCAAGAAGGCCUCCGUCGCGGCCACCAGUCUCUGCCGCUGGGUGAGGGCGAUCGUUGUCUACGACCAAGUCGCCAAAGUCGUGGAGCCGAAGCAACGCAACCUUGAGCACGCCCAAGCCGAGCUCGCCGUCGCCGCCGCGAAACUCGAGGAGAAGAAAACUGAACUCAGCGAGGUUCAGGCCCUCGUGGAGAACCUGCUCGCGCAGCACAGCGCCGCCGAAAGAAAAAAAGAGGAACUCAAGGCGCAGUUCGAUGACUGCGCCCACAGACUCCAAGUCGCCGAGCGCCUCAUCCUAGACCUCGCCGGAGAGAAAAAACGCUGGCGAGCCUCCUACCGGGAACUAAAGGCCCGGCUGGAGACGCUUCUCGGCGAGCUCCUGCUGACAUCGGGAGUGCUGGCGUACGGAGGCGUCUUCCCUGCCCCCUACCGGCAGCGCUGCGUGUCCACGUGGACCGCGACGCUGAAGCGCCGCGGCGUCGCCGUCGCCUCGGAGUUCGACUUGCGAAAGGCCGCAGGCGACGCGCUGCAGAUUCAGACGUGGGUGAUGAAUCUGCUGCCGAACGACGCAGUCUCGAUUGAAAACGCCAUCAUCCUCUCGCUCUCGACGCGCUGGCCAAUGCUCAUCGACCCCCAGAGCCAGGCCACGCGCUGGCUGAAGAAAAGUCACCCCGCGGAGAUGAAGGUCCUCCGGGCGACCGACGACACGCACUUUCGUGCGCUGAAGGCGGCGAUUGAAAUGGGGACGAUGGUGCUGAUUGAGCACUGCAGCGACGAGCUGGACUCGUCUUUGGAGCCGCUGUUUGCGCGCGCUGUGUUCAAAGCGGGCGGCGCCGAGAUGAUUCGUCUGCGAGACACGGCGAUCGACUACAGCAGGAGCUUCCGGCUCUUCCUCUCCACGCUGCUGUCCAAUCCGCACUUCCCGCCUGAGCACUGCGCGCAGCUGACGCUGCUCGACUUCUCCGUGACGCCCGAAGGCCUCCAGGACCAGCUCCUCGGCGUACUCGUCGCCCACGAAGAGCCGGAGAUUGAAACCCAGCGCCAAGCAGUCAUUGCAGAAAGCGCCGCAAGCAAGCAACAACUGCAGGCGCUCGAGGGAAAAAUCCUUCAGCUCCUCUCCAAUGCAAAGGGCGACAUGCUGGACGACGGCGAGCUGCUGGCGGCGCUGAGCAGCUCGAAGGCCGCUGCGCAGCGCAUCGAAGACCGGGUCGAGGCGCACCGCAGGACUGAGGAGCUGGUCAACGCCUCGCGGGCGAGGUACCGCCCCGUCGCCUUGCGCACCGCGCGGCUCUUCUUCGUCCUCGCAGACCUCGCCACAGUCGAUCGCAUGUACCAGUUCAGCGUCGAGUGGUUCACCGCCAUCUUCGCAGAGGCUUUCGAGACCACGCCGACGCCGGAGGGCGAUACCGAGGAUCUCGAAGGUCGCUUGGAGGAGAUCGAGGCGCAGUUCCUCACUCUGCUGUACGAGAGCGUGUGCCGUUCGCUGUUCGAGAAGGACAAGCUGCUGUUUUCGCUUAUGCUGGCGUUUGCGUUGAUGCGCGCGGAUGACGAGCUGAACGGCGACCAGCUGAAGCUACUUCUUCGCGGCGGCAUCACGGGUCGCGCGAUUUCGCAGCCAAAACCAGAAGCCGCGGAAGCCUGGCUUUCGGACUUGGCCUGGAUGCGGCUGGUGGAGUUGCAGGCGAGUGCAGGCGAAGGCGACUUUUUCUGGAAUUUUCUAGAAUUUUUCCAAGACACGAUCGACGAGUGGCGCGACCUAUGCGACAGCGAGGACCCGCUCGACGCUUCUUGGCCUGCGGACGCAGACCAAGAAGCAAGCGAACUCGAAAAGUGCUUGCUCAUUCAGGCGCUGCGCCCCGAGUGCCUCGUUCGCGCGCUGCGAAAGCUCGUGGAGGAAAAGCUCGGCGCCUUCUUCCUCGAGCCCCCGACGUUCGAUCUGAACGUCUCCUACAAACUCGCGACUCCAGCCCGACCUCUCGUCUUCGCCCUCUCCUCCGGCGCGGACCCCAUGGAGCUCAUCAUGAAACUCGCGCGAGCCCAUAAAAUGGAGCGACGCCUCGUCGCCCUCAGUUUAGGGCAAGGCCAGGGCCCAAAGGCCGUCGCCGCAAUUGAGACCGCGAUUCGCGCGGGGUCGUGGGUGCUACUUCAGAACUGCCACCUCGGCUCCAGUUUCCUCGCGCAGCUCGAGCGCAUCGUCGAGGAUCUUCCGCUUAGACAAAUCCAUCCGGACUUCCGGCUCUGUCUCACCUCCAUGCCAUCACCCCAGUUUCCAGUGUCCAUACUCCUGAACAGUGUCAAGGUUACGAACGAACCGCCGCGGGGUCUGCGGCAGAAUAUGCUGCGCGCCUACGUGGGCUUCGAUGACGAAUUCCUCGAAAACCACUCCAAGCCGUCUGUGUGGAAGAACAUGCUUUUUGCGCUCUGCUACUUCCACGCGAUGCUGCUUGAGAGAAGGAAGUUUGGGCCGCUGGGUUGGAACGUCCCCUACGAGUUCUCGCAAAGCGACAUCGCGAUUUGCAUUCGCCAGCUCAACUACUUCGUCGGCACCUUUGAGCAAGUUCCCUGGAAGACGCUCAAGUACCUCGUUGCGGAAACCAAUUACGGAGGACGCAUCACAGAUCCUUGGGACCGACGCUUGAUCAACUACCUCAUCGACGACAUUUACUGCCCCAAGGUCCUCGAGCAAGGCUUUUGUCUAAGUGAAUCCGACGACAUUUUCGUUCCCCCUUGGACGUCGACUCUGAACGAAUAUCUAGGUUUCAUUCGCGAUUUUCCGGCCGAAGAAAGUCCUGAAGUCUACACGCUGCAUACGAACGCGAGCAUGUCUGUCGCUCUCUCGGAGGCGAGUUUCAUUUUAGACACUCUUCUCUCUCUGCAGCCGCGCACGUUCGCUGCCAACGCAGACAGCGGAAGUGCUUCCUUCACGACGACGGCGUCUGCUGUCGCGAAGGCGAUCCUUGAGCAGCUCCCGGGCCUCUUCGACGUCGCCGCCGUCGAACUCAAGUACCCAAUCGCCUACGCGGAAAUCCUCAACACCGUCCUCAUUCAGGAGCUCAGCCGCUACAAUCGCCUCCUCGUGGAGAUACAGAGCCGCUUGAAGGCCGUGCAGGACGCAGAGAAAGGCUUGGUAUUGCUGACGGCGGAGCUCGAGGAGCUGAGUGCGAAUCUGGUGAACAACCGCGUGCCGCUCGCGUUUUCACGCUUUGCCUAUCCGUCGCUGAAGCCCCUCAGCGCGUGGACGAAAGACCUCGGGCUGCGGCUGGAUUCCUUUCAGCGGUGGAUUGACCGCGGGCCUCCGGCGGCCUUCUGGCUUUCCGGCUUCUUCUUCACUCAGGCCUUCUUGACCGCGAUCCUGCAGAGCUUCUCGCGGCGCGCGCAGAUCCCCAUCGACGCGAUCUCCUUCGACUUUGAAGUCCUCGCCUCCGCCGGCGCCCAGCAGAGCCUUGCUGAGCUCAGCGGCGACAAACCCGCGGCGGGGUGCUACGUCUACGGCCUGUACCUGGAGGGCGCGCGCUGGGACGAAGAGGAACGGGUCGUUGCAGAAGCGCUUCCCAAGCACCUCUUCUACGAAAUGCCCAUGAUCUGGUUCGAGCCCUGCGAAAUCUCCAGGCCGAGGAAAGCCGCCCACGUGUACGAGUGCCCCGUAUAUAAGACGGCAGCGCGCGCAGGCACGCUCUCGACGACGGGGCAUUCGAAAAACUUUUUACAGGCCGUUCGCCUUCCAAUCGAUCCUGAGCAGAGCUCUGAGGCGUACUGGGCUAAGCGAGGUGUCGCCCUCUUGCUUCAGUUGAGCGAAUAG